This is a messenger RNA of Hyaena hyaena (striped hyena), 1623 nucleotides long. It is a transcript of the gene TNFSF14, whose product is annotated as TNF superfamily member 14. The transcript is spliced from 4 exons. Gene Ontology annotation, molecular function: tumor necrosis factor receptor binding. Gene Ontology annotation, biological process: immune response. Gene Ontology annotation, cellular component: membrane. The record is from RefSeq and is a predicted model, not a curated record. The coding region runs from base 102 to 830 and encodes 242 amino acids. Lineage: Eukaryota; Metazoa; Chordata; Mammalia; Carnivora; Hyaenidae.
GAAGCCCAGGAGCGUUGGGCAAUUGUGGUUUCCUCCCUGCCCUCAGGGACCAGCCGUGCUAGCCCAGCCCCGAGGCGCCUCGAGACCUCGUCUGCUCAGGCAUGGAGGAGACGGUUGUGCGGCCCUCAGUGUUUGUGGUGGACGGACAGACAGACAUCCCAUUCACGAGGCUGGGGCACAGCCGCCGCCGAAGACCGCCCUGCACUGCAGCGCAGCUGGGCCUGGGCCUUGUGCUGCUGUUGCUGGCGGCUGGGCUGGCCGUCCAGGGCUGGUUCCUGCUACGGCUGCACUGGCGCCUGGGGGAGACGGUCACACCCCUGCUGGAUGGAGAAGCAGAAUCCUGGAAGCAGCUGACAGAAGAACGAAGGUCCCACCAGGCCAACCCAGCAGCACACCUCACAGGUGCCAACUCCAGCCUGACGGGCAGCGGGGGGCCGCUGCUCUGGGAGACCAAGCUGGGCUUGGCCUUCUUGAGGGGCCUCAGCUACCGGGACGGCUCCCUGGUGAUUGCCCAGGCCGGCUACUACUACAUCUACUCCAAGGUGCAGCUGGGGGGCGUGGGCUGCCCGCAGGGCCUCACCAGCGGCCUGCCCAUCACUCACGGCCUCUACAAACGCACCCCGCGCUACCCCGAGGAGCUGGAGCUGCUGGUGAGCCGGCGGUCACCCUGCGGGCGAGCGACCGGCCCCCGCGUCUGGUGGGACAGCAGCUUCCUGGGCGGGGUGGUGCACCUGGACGCGGGGGAGGAGGUGGUCGUGCGGGUGCCGGAUGAGCGCCUGGUCCGGCUCCGUGACGGGACCCGCUCCUACUUCGGGGCUUUCAUGGUGUAAAAGGAAGGAGUGACGGUGACGCCUCCCCUCAGAGGGUGCCCUGGGGAACCCAGAACCCAGCAAGCAAAGAGCUCAGCGGGCACACCCGGGGCCGACAAGCCAGCCGCCCCCGAAGGCUGAAGACCCAGCAGGCACCUCUGAGGCACCAAAGGAAACCGCAGACCCCGCCGCGGGCAAUACUGAAGGCCAAGACCCAGAGACCAAGGGUCUGCAGACCCCCAAGCGGGGGAAAGCUGAUCUGCCUGAUAUUCAGGAAGAAGGGGUGAGGGGUGGGUAUUUAUCUUUUUGACUCAGAGAAGAGUAAGACUUGGGGGUCCAAGGACGUGGCCAGAGGUCAGACAACCUCAGCCUCCCCCACUCUCACCAGUGUGGGUGGUUGGAGGAAGGGAGUCGUCAUCACCAGGACCCACGGGCAGCCCAGCCAGUCCCACCCACAGCCACAGUCACACACAGGAGACCUGCUCACAGGUGUGCAGCUCCACCUCCUCCUGGCUGCGUAAGACCCUGAGACACGCGCAGGGAUGUGCGGCAACCGCCGGGGCCACCAGCUCUCCCAGGAGGGGGGAGGCUCUGUAGUGUCUGUGAUUUCCUCGAUGUAAAUAUUCCCAUCACGGCUGGUUUCUGGCUACCAACGGAUCAGCAUCCGGCUGACUGGACCUCAGCGCAGCUGAGCAUUCACAUCCCACCAGGACACCACGGCUGUGUUUCAGCACCCAGGUCGGGGCCUGGCUUGUGGCAGGCACUUGGAAAAUGUUUGCAGAGAGAAGGAAAGGGAGGAAGGGAGGAGGGAAGG